UUUCUGCGUAAAUAAAUAAACGGAAAUUGUUUGAAAAAAUAAUAAUAAUAAUUAGUUGAAUACAUAACGAAUCUAUUUACUUAAGGCCAUCCCAAACCCAAAAAUGCGAAGUUGAGCGUAAUAAAGGAACGAAAAUUGCAGAAAGCAGCUGUCGCUGUUCUGGCCAGAGCUAAAGGUGAAUAGAGUUCAUUCAGUAUUCUGCUAUUACGUGUGCGCUCUGUAGCCGCCGGGAGUCGAAGAGACCACAAGUGGCCCCAGUCCCAUAGCCCAUAUGUGUUUGUAUUUGACUGUGCGUGUGUGAGGUUUCAAGAAGCUGCGCUGCCAAAAAAAGAAACAAAGCGAACAGAACAGAGAGUACACCGUUCGGCAUAAUCAAUUAAUAUGCCAAGAAAUAAUAUGCCCACGUUCCCGCUGGUGCUGUGCACAGUGGCCGUGUUCGCUGCUGUCGGCCCAAUGCCCGCCUUCGGAGCCGUUGCCACGCAUAAGCAUUCGGCACACGAGAAUCACUUGAGUAAGGAGCGGGUAAAGGAUGGAAUCUAUGCCCCGAGGGAUGCUCACCAUCAUGGCGAGGAUGGCGAGCAUAAUGUGGAGUUCGACCACGAGGCCAUCAUUGGCAAUACGAAAGAGGCGCAGGAAUUCGACACGCUGUCGCCGGAGGAGUCGAAACGGCGCCUGCUGGUGCUGGUUAAACUAAUGGAUCUCAACAAGGACGAGUUUGUUGACCGGCAUGAACUAAAAGCAUGGAUAUUAAGGUCUUUUAAAAAGCUGUCCGAAGAAGAGGCAGCUGAUCGCUUUGACGAAAUCGACCAGGAAACGGAUGAGAGAAUCACAUGGAAAGAGUACUUACAGGACACCUAUUCCAUGGAAGAUGAGAAUUUCAAGAAAGAGACAAUCGACUUUGACAAUUACGAAGAGGAGCAGAAAAUGAUCAAGCAGGAUAAGGAGAUGUUUAAUGCAGCUGAUAUAAACAAGGACGGCGUCCUGAGUCUUGAGGAGUUUGUGUACUUCCACAAUCCCGAGGAACAUCCCCAGAUGCUGCCCAUACUCCUGGAGCAUACCAUGCAGGACAAGGACUUGAAUCACGAUGGCAAGAUUAAUUUCCAGGAGUUUGUGGGUGAGGCUGCCUCACAUCACGACAAGGAAUGGCUGCUAACAGAGAAGGAGCGCUUCGACAAGGAUCACGAUAUCAACGGGGACGGUGUGCUCACGGGAAAUGAAGUGCUCUCCUGGAUAGUGCCCAGCAAUACUGCCAUUGCUAGCGAUGAGGUCGACCAUCUGUUUGUCUCUACCGACGAGGAUCACGACGAUCGUCUCUCCUAUCUGGAGAUUCUCAACAACUAUGAGACUUUUGUGGGCAGCGAGGCUACCGAUUAUGGAGACCACCUGCAAAACAUAAAUCACUUGGCCGAUGAGCUAUAAUAUGUAUAACGAAUGAACUCUGCUUUAGACAGAUAUUGAAACUGUGUAGAGCAUUCUACACUUGUGUACUUCCCAUUUGUAAAGUUAGGAAAUGUAUGUUUUAUUCAUGUAAAUCCAAGUUUCCCCCAAAUGACGCAAAAAUCAAUAUAACUAAUUAGUUUUGAGCGUUUUUUUUUACGAAUUUCAUGUACAUGUCUUGCUUGCCAUCUAUGAAUACCAAUUAAAUUAUGUGUAGUAAUUUAUACAGACACCAAAUCUACAAUAAUCAUAAUAAGAAUAAUGUAAUAAAUCAUUUUUACUAAAAUA
Molecule: messenger RNA, 1725 nt
Organism: Drosophila miranda
Lineage: Eukaryota; Metazoa; Arthropoda; Insecta; Diptera; Drosophilidae
Product: reticulocalbin-2
Exons: 4
Coding region: 382-1419 (345 amino acids)
Cellular component (GO): endoplasmic reticulum
Molecular function (GO): calcium ion binding
Source: RefSeq, a predicted model, not a curated record